Messenger RNA from Musa acuminata AAA Group (dessert banana), 768 nucleotides. Its product is annotated as RING-H2 finger protein ATL8-like. The transcript has a single exon. NCBI's taxonomy places the organism in Eukaryota, Viridiplantae, Streptophyta, Magnoliopsida, Zingiberales, Musaceae. Bases 88 to 642 code for a protein of 184 amino acids. The record is from RefSeq and is a predicted model, not a curated record.
AUCGCCCUUCUUCGAUCUAUAUAAACGAGUGCCCGCUCUACGCCUUCCUCGAAGCUCCCCGCUCUUUCGCUCGCGACUCACUACGGUAUGAUGUUGCCUUCUCUGUCGAGGUUUCUACAGUCCUCCGACAACCUCCACGCCGCGGGGCAGCCCGACCCCCUCCCUGUCGACUCCGACCUCAUCGUCAUCCUCGCGGCGCUCCUCUGCGCCCUCAUCUGCGUCCUCGGCCUCGCCAUCGUCGCUCGCUGCGCCUGGCUCCGCCCCUCUCCCGCCGCCGCCGCCGCCUCCUCCGUCUUUCGACCGACCGGUAAGGGUCUCAAGAAGAAGGCCCUCCGCUCCCUCCCGACGCUCUCCUUCGACUCCUCCUCCGCUCCGGGUGGCAGCGGGAAGCUCUCCGAUUGCCCCAUCUGCCUCGCCGAGUUCGCUGACGGGGACCAAGUCCGGGUCCUGCCGCAGUGCGGCCACGGCUUCCACGUCGUCUGCGUUGACACCUGGCUUGGGUCCCACUCAUCCUGCCCCUCCUGCCGUCGGAUCCUGGUGGUCCCCGCCGCCGCCCUCGCCACCUCCCCAUCGAGGUCAGCGCCGGCGGGGCGCGGGCCGAAGACGGCACAGGAUGCGGAACCAAGUAAUCCGCAGCCCUAAAAAUCCAAUUUUUAUGGAAGAAAAGGUACACAUACGGUUCCUGUUUUCUAAUAAGGUGUGUAUUUUACAUUUUACUUGCAAGAAGAAGUAAUUAAACAAUCGAUGUAAAUUUUACGAAUAAAUAUU